AUGACGAACCUCAACGAGCUGGUCGCCGCAGUCGACGAGCCUCAGAAUGCCCAGAAGCAGUCCAAGGAAGAGCGAGCCUUUGUCGCCCGGCUCGACCUUUUUCUCCUCACAUUUGGUUGCAUUUCGCAAGUCAUCAAGUAUCUUGACCAAACCAACAUCAACAACGCCUACGUGUCGGGCAUGAAAGAUGACCUUGAUCUCCAUGGAGAUGAGUUGAACUUAUUCACCACCUACUUCAACGUCGCCUACUGCAUCAUGCUCAUCCCCUCGCAAAUCAUCAUGACCUACGUCCGCCCCAGCUGGUGGCUGCCCUCCAUCGAGAUCGUCUGGGGCGUCAUCACCGGCCUCAUCGCCAUCACCCACAGCGCCAAGCAGGUCUACGUUCUGCGCGCCUUUCUCGGCCUGUGCGAGAGCGCCGCCUACCCCGGCAUGAUUACGCUGUUCAUGUCCUGGUAUACACCGACGGAAAUGGCCAAGCGCAUCGGCUUCUACCACUCCUGCCAGUCGCUGGGGCAGAUGCUUUCCGGCGCGCUGCAGGCCGCCAUCAUCAACAGCCUGAGUGGCAGGUCUGGCCUUGCAGGGUGGAGGUGGCUCUUUGUCGUCAACGCCGUCAUCACCGUCGUCUGGGGCCUCGCAGGCUACUUCAUGAUCCCCGACAUGCCCAACAAGCCGAACCCGUGGGCAUUCUGGUUCAAGAAGGUUCAUUCUGAGCUCGCUCUUAGUCGCCUAGCUCGUACGAACCGGGUUGAUGCCAAGCCCAUAUCAUGGUCUGGCGCUAGGUUGGUUUCCCUCAUCUCACUUGUACACACAAGACUCGGCAUGUCUAACGCGGGUCCUUCCCCCUGCAGACGUACAUUCACUCAUUGGCUGGUAUACAUCGUUGCGGUUCUGUAUAUUGCCAUGGUCCUUGGGACGUCGGGUGCCGACUACUUUGGCUUGUUCCUCAAAUCCGUGCGCCGGAGCGAUGGCAGCCAACGCUGGACGACCACGGACGUCAACGUCAUUCCCAUCGGCGUCUGGGUCUGGGCAUACAUGUCCGACUUCUUCCGCACGCGUUGGCUGUUGAUCAUACUCCAAGCCACUAUUGCCGUCAUGGGUGCCAUCAUCAUGAGCGUCUGGACCACCCAUCCUCAAGCAACGCCGCUCUCUGCCGCAUACGCAGCUUAUUUCAUCCAGCGCACCGCCCUCGGAACCGCACCGCUCAUCUGGGCCUGGCUGUCCGAUCUGUCACCGACUGACCCAGAAGGUCGCACCCUCAUUGUCGGCGCUUCCAUUGCCGACAAGUUCGGUUGGCAGUCUGCCUCUGCGCUCUGCGCACUCGUCAUUGUCCUUUGCGUCCUUUUGCGCAUCGUAGAUGUCCGCUACCUCGCACCAAAGAGAAAGAUGGAUGCCCAAGUUGCUGCAGAUAAAUGGGGAGAUGGAGAUGAUCUCAAGGAGGGAGAACGAAAGUUGAACGCAGAAUCUCAAGUGAGCCGUGUGCAGAGUACCGCCACGUAG
Molecule: messenger RNA, 1497 nt
Organism: Cordyceps fumosorosea ARSEF 2679
Lineage: Eukaryota; Fungi; Ascomycota; Sordariomycetes; Hypocreales; Cordycipitaceae
Product: Major facilitator superfamily transporter
Exons: 11
Coding region: 1-1497 (498 amino acids)
Biological process (GO): transmembrane transport
Cellular component (GO): membrane
Molecular function (GO): transmembrane transporter activity
Source: RefSeq, a predicted model, not a curated record